Messenger RNA from Larimichthys crocea (large yellow croaker), 6980 nucleotides. It is a transcript of the gene mideasb, whose product is annotated as mitotic deacetylase associated SANT domain protein b. Gene Ontology annotation, cellular component: histone deacetylase complex; transcription regulator complex. Gene Ontology annotation, biological process: regulation of transcription by RNA polymerase II; negative regulation of DNA-templated transcription. The record is from RefSeq and is a predicted model, not a curated record. The coding region runs from base 677 to 4051 and encodes 1124 amino acids. Gene Ontology annotation, molecular function: transcription corepressor activity. Lineage: Eukaryota; Metazoa; Chordata; Actinopteri; Sciaenidae. The transcript is spliced from 13 exons.
AAGACUAGCAGAGACGGAGAGAGAGAGACUCGGUGUACAUACAGUGGAAAGGCCGCAGUGCCAGCGUGAGUUUUUUUGUGUGUGCAAUCCUUGUGCAAUAAUGUGCAACAGACAUCGGCGGCAUUGCGCCCGCGUUUGUGCACAUUAGCGCUCCGUUUCCGACCGGGAAGGACUCCCUCCUCCUCCUCCUCCUCCUCCUCCUCCUCCCUUUUUUUUUAUUCCUCUUGACUUCUGAAAAAAAAAAGUCCCAUCGAGGAGUGAGGUCAGCAGCGUAGCAUGAGUCAACCUUGGGGAUGUAUGCAGUCAUCAACGCGGGGCUGCUGCUGUUAUUGUGCGGGGCCUGCCGCUUGCUGGACGCACGGAGCUGCGUGUGGUGUGGUGCGUGUUUGUGUGCGUGUGUGGUGCGAUCCUGCAGCUUUCAUGACAAACACAGGUGUUGCCCAUGAAUGAGAAAAACAACACGCAGACUUCUUCAGAUCUCCUCAGCCCAGGCCGGCGACCUCCGAGUGGGUCACCAAGAUUUCUGACUCUGCGGCCUCUCAGAUUGACGUCAAUGUAGUUUCACAGCUGAUUUUUAUUUUUUAUUUUUUGGAUUUGUACGUUCAGCUGUGACACCCUCAAGUGGAGCAUUUAUAGCUGGUUUUGGUUGGGAGUGUUCACCUGGCUCGGCUUAUUCAUGCCCGUCAUGAGCGUGCCAACCCAGCAGAAACCCAACGCCAAAAGAACAGGCAAGCGCAUCACGUUUUUCAACGAGCAAAGCAUAGCGAUGAAGGAGGCUUCCCAGCUCCCCGAGGGGUCCUACUACGUCCCCGGCGGCACCGCCUCAGACCCCGGACAGAGCGAAGCUGCAAGCACCGUGACCUCCAAUCCGGAGGGUCCUCACAUGUUCCUCAACUCUGUCAUAUUCAGCCCGGAUAAAGGUGACCAGAGCAGGGGUCAUUAUCAGCAGACUGUGCCUAUGAAGUGGGCCCACCAGGAGCCCAGUCAACAACAGCAGCAGCAGCAGCCAUCGCUGUCCCAGCAGCAGAGAGCUGCGUCCUGGAAUACUAUGACUAACUGGGGGCAAAACAUUGCUAAUUACAUCGGAGGAGUUAACGUAACAGACUCAAGGACCCAGAACGCAUUCGCAAAGUCGAUGCAUGAGACUUCUGGCUUACAGCCACACCAACAGCCUCCUAACAGAGCUGCAGACAAGCUGCCUCUGGGGCCUAACACUGCAGCUGAAGCGUACAGGGAUGUGGUUAAAGCUCGUGGACUGGAUUGGGAGCAGCAGCAGCAGCAGGCCUUUCAGGAGACGUUAAAACCCGGGGCACUGAACACCCAGCAGCACAGCACAUCCCAUCCAGGAGGAAGCUCGGUCUUGCAACCCUUCCAGUUGGCUUUUGGUCAGCCCAAGCAGCACCUGCCAGCCUACUACCAGGCCUUUCAAGGCAACAGGACAACCCUACCCAAUCCACCCAUCUACUCGACGCAAGCGAAACAACCGCCGCACCAGAUGCAGCAGCUGCAGAAGCAAGAGCAAAUCCAACGCCAGCAACAUCACAUCAUCCAGCAGCAAAUUCAGCAGCAGCACCAUCAACAAAUGCAGCAGCAACAAAUCAUACAGCAUCAACAGCAUGUACAGCAACAGCUGCAGCAGCAGCAGCAGCAACAAAUACAACACGAGCAGCAGCAGCAGCAACAAAAGAUACAGCAGCAGCAACAGCAGCAGCUCCAAAUUCAGCAGCAAAUGCAACAUCAGCAGUUGCAACAACAAAACCCUCAUGUGCUUGACUAUUACCCCGGUGCACAAAAUGCGCACCCUCACCCACAUCCACUGCCUGUGGUGGUACACUCCCAGGAGUCCUCUGCUCCAGCUCCCCCAAAGAUCCAGGAACCAAUUAUCCAGGACAUCACCCCAGAACCCCAGCAGCCUUCCGACCCGCUACAGCCCCCUCUCCAGUCUGAGCCUCUGUCCCAGUCGCUACCCCAGACGCAGCUCCAGUCCCAAACGCAGCUCCGGAGAUCGCGACGGCUCUCCAAGGAAGGAGGGGCGCCGUCUGACAACCCCUUUCUCGCCGUCUCUUCGGAUCAGGCCGCCACGGGGCCGCAGGGUUCCCAGAACGGGGCCCGUGACAUCACGGCAGCACCGACGGGCGUCAUCCAGAGCACACGCAGGAAACGCAGGGUGUCCCAGGAGGUCAACCUGGAGACCCUUGCUCAGAAGGCGUCGGAAAUGGAGUCCCUACCAUCGCAUGUUCUAAAGGAACCCCGCAGGCCAUGGAGUCCCACCGACCCGGAGGUCAGCCUGAACGCCAAGCGGCCACGAGACGACAACCUCGUUCCGCUCGUCAUCCCCGUGUCUGUUCCGGUGCGAAGGCACGAGCCGUCCUCUCCCGACAGAGAUGAAGCGGCCCUGGCCUCCAGCUGGCCGCUCAGGCACUCGAACGCCCCGGACCUCGGCCGAGCCGAUCACAAGCCCUCGGUCAUCGUCACCCGGAGACGCUCGCUCAGGAACUCCUUGUCGGAGAGCUCAGAACAGAAUGGAGGAACCGAAGGAGAGAAAGACGACGACGGCAAAAAGUCCAAACGCCGUCCCCGGCCCGAGCCUCUUUUCAUCCCUCCACCCAAACCCGGUUUAUUCAUCGCACCUCCCGUCUACUCUAGCAUCACGCCCUACCAGAGCCACCUACGCUCCCCCGUCCGCCUCGUCGACAACCCCCUCACCAUACCCCCCUACACGCCUCCGCCGAUCCUCAGCCCCGUCCGCGAGGGCUCCGGCCUUUACUUCUCCACUUUCCUGUCGUCCGCCGCGGCCGCCGCAGCCAGCGGGCAGGGCCUGCCGCCUCCCGCGACACCCAAGUCUGCGACACGGAGCCUGCUGCGCUCCAACAGCUGCGACAUCACACCACCAGUCCUCUCUGCUAUGAGCGAGGCCACUCCAGUCAGCAUAGAGCCACGGAUAAAUAUUGGGUCGCGGUACCAGGCGGAGGUGCCAGAGCUGAGGCAGCGGUCAGCUGUCGAGCUGGAUCACCAUCGAGCCGAGCUGGUCUGGACACCGCUGACUGAACUGGAGGAAAAACCUGACUUCCAGCAGAAAGUGGAAGACCUCAUGCACCUGGCCUGCUCCAGCGUUUUCUGUGGAGGAGGCACCAACCAGGAGCUUGCACACCAUUGUUUGUACGAGUGCAAAGGGGACAUAAUGGCUGCGCUGUCGCUCCUGAUGCUGAGGAAUCCAAUUUUCCCCAAGUCUCAUCACCUGGCAAACUACCACUACUCAGGUUCAGACAGCUGGACUGCAGCUGAGAGACGCCAGUUCAACAAAGGAAUCACCGCGUACAAGAAGGACUUCUUCAUGGUGCAGAAACAGGUGGCCACUAAGUCAGUGGCGCAGUGUGUGGAGUUUUACUACACGUACAAGAAACACGUCAAGAUCGGCCGGAACGGGACGCUGACCUACGGAGAGGCGGAGCCCCUGGAGAGCCGGACGACCGAGGAGGAGACGGACCACAAGGGUUCUCACAGGUUGGAGCCGCAGCCACAGGAGGAGGACAGCAGGAAGUGGGAAGGGUCAGCUGACAGGAAACCGGAAGUCGGCCCCACCAGGGUGACACACACGCAGUCCACGGACAACCCUGGGACCGUCCUGAUCAUGAAAAGCCAGGACGACAUAGGGAGAGAUCUCCCGCUGUCUCGGGUCAUCCAAGCCCCUCAUCCACCCCCUCCCAGCUCCAAACCACGCUACGACGGCAACGCACGCAGGACCAGCCCUUCAACAGGCAACAAAGGCACGGCCGGUCAGGAGGGAGAGUUCCCCUGCAAGAAAUGUGGCAGGGUUUUCUACAAGGUGAAGAGCCGCAGCGCUCACAUGAAGAGCCACGCCGAGCAGGAGAAGAAGGCCGCGGCGCUGCGCCAGAGGGAGGCCGAGGAGCGAGCGGCGGCGAAAGCGGCAGCCGAGGCCGCCGCCCUCCUCGCGGCGCGUCAGCAGAACGGGACGCGGCAGCCGGGCGGGGACAGCACCAACGACGACUCGUCGGAAGGAGAGGACGACGACGACGAGGACUGGCAGUGAGAGAGAGAAAAAAAGGGACGCACACACUGACUGCUCCGCGCAGCGUGGACGGAGACGAACCCCUCCUGUGAACUUUGUGUAUAUUCUGUGGAACAAAGAAGACUUCCGUUGCUCGGCACAUUCAGGGACAGAUUUACUCCCGUGUAUGUGUUUGUGAAUGUGUGGACUGAGUGUGUGUGUGUGUGUGUGACAAUGAGUGUGUGUGCUUUCCAAAAACUCACAGACGCCCCCUUUACUCUGCUUGAAAAGCUUUUUUUUCAGGAGUUACCUCUCUUGGUCACAGGGCUCGGUCAAAUCAAAGCCAUGCCGCCUCUCUGGGGCGCUGUCCCCCUCUCCACGCCUUCCUCAGCACUUCAAGUCUCCUUCGACAGACGUGGAACUUGAUGGACUCUUCUUCUCUCUCUUUCUGUUCCUGUACUUUGUUUUAUUUCCUUCGCAGCACGCUGCUCGCAAAAGCUGCGUUCCCAACUGGACGAUACGAACGCUGAAAUCUCGACAGCUGGGGGAAACGCGGCGGGGCGAGGCGAUGCUGUUAGCUCCUCUGCUUCUCUACGACGGACAGAUGGACGGACGGACGGACGGAUGGACGGACGGAUGGCAUGUGCAAACUGUUGCCUUUUGUUUCGCCGCUCUUCUGCAUUCAAGGCCGCCAAAAAAGCUUUCUCGGACGCAUGUCGUGCACCGAACUCUCUGCGCGAGCGAUGUUCGUUUGGGCUUCAGUUCUGUGAAUCGCAUCAUCACUUUCUACACACCACGGUUUGUUCCUCACUGUCGAUGCCUUGGAUGUUUUGAUGCUUUUUAUCUAGAAAUGACAAUCAAUUUUACACUGUUGUUUUCUUUUUUUAGAAAUAUAAAUAUAUAUAUGCAGGUAAACGUUACUUUUCUCUGCCUGUGUAGCUCUAUAUGGUUAUUGUUGUUUUGUGAAUAUUCUCGUUGAUGAUUAUUAUUAAUAUUGUUAUUAUAUUCUGGUUUUGGCUGCAAUUUAAUUGAGCGCUUUUCUCCGUACGUGUCUAUAGCUUCUUCUUCUUCUUCUUCUUCUUUUUAUUUAAACAAGAAACAAAAUAAUGCUACUUGCUGCCUGUUUAUAACUGUGAGGUUUUAUUUUAUUUUAUUUUUUUUAUUUUUUGGAAGCCAGAAAUGAAGAAAAAGGCAGAAAACGUUACGUGCAAUAGAAGAAGUUGUUGACCCCCCCAACCCCACCGCCAUCCCUUGUUACCAGAGCGUCCCUCACCCACGCCACCGCCGCCUCACCCCUCUCUCUAAGUGACUGACUGCUCUGGAUGCCUCUGUAUCUGAUAGGAGGGACUGUUCUGACUGUCUGACUGUUCAAACCACAAGUCUCUGUAGAUACACAUAACGGAGAGGGGGAACAACAACAACAACGAACGGCGCAAACUGAUUCAUAUUCUGGGAACAUAUCAACCAUCACGACGUGCAAUUUUUUUCCCCCUUUUCCUCUGAUAAAAAACUGAAGAAUGUGACUCAGAUUUUGCAAAUUUCGAGCGUCGAACAUCAUCGUUUUCUUUCUAGAACCACAUAUCAUCAUCACACACAUUUCAGACAGAGUUUACUUCAGACUGUUGUUGUUGUUUACUAACGGGCAAUAAGAGAAACAGGCGCGUCGUUUACUGUAAAUCAUCCCUGACCCGGAUUUUCAAGCGAGAUUAUGAACGCUGACACGAGAUAAACAUCUGCUAACACGCUUCCUCCAUCGAGUCCCGACGUUCGAUUCUCAAACUUUGCAGCUCGUAUUGCACUUUUUUAUUUUUUCACGCUCACUGUUUUGCUGCCGUUAGCUGAUUCUAAACCUGAAAAAUUACAAUAACGGAUGUUUGAAGCGUCUCAGCGUCUGUGUGGGGUCAGGGCAGCAUGACACAAAUGCAAAAGGGGAGACCAGCCACUCACGUAAUGCAAAAAAAACGUGCAGAUAUUGUGACGUUUAAACGCAUAUUUGACUGUUUUAAGAACUAAUUGAGGCGGACGGAUCACCUCUGAGCUCGCGUGUAUCUACGGACGACUCUGUCUUCUGUUUACCUUGUUGCCGACGGCAGGCUCGGCUCGAAUUUGGACUAUGGCAACGGCGUGUUUUUGAUCCGCCUGUCUGUCUGUCUAUCUAUCUAUCUCUACAUAUCUCUACUAUGUUAAGCCCUUCUUUUUUUUUUCGGCACCGGAGCCAGUUUCUGUUGCCGCGGCAACAGAUGGGUUAAAGGGUUUUUUCCUUUUUCUUUUAAAAAAAGGACAAACCACAGCAUGGACGGGAAGGGAGGGAGGAACGGCUCCAGUUACCAGUUACUCCACAAGUUAAACCUGGGUCUAUGCACAGACUGUGUGUGUGUGUGUGAGAGAGAGUGUUAGAAAUGUGUGUGUGUGUGUGCGCUCUGAUGUCAAAUGUUAAACUGUACGCCAGUCAAAGGGGGGGGCAAAGGUUUUUGCAGACUGUUCACAUGUUUGGUAUGUUAAUUUAUAUAUUUCCUUUUUAUUUGUGCUUGUCUUGAGGUUCUCACGGGCGGGCCGGGCAGAUUUAAUGUUGUUGUUGUUGAUGUUGUUGUUGUCCACGAUAAGGUUUUCAAGCUGUUUUAAAGAAGAAGAAGAAAAAAAAAGAUGAAUUUGAGAUGAAAUCAAGGCCACGACACAAACAAACACACAGCUGUACAUUUUUCUUUCUUUCCGGUUGGUUAAGGGAAUUUUAAAGGGGACAAAAAGGUUUAUUUAGCUAAAGAUUAGAAAAUAUAUAUGAAUGAAAUUCUAUGUUUGCAUACUUUCUAUGCUAUUUUCAUAUGGGGUUCACACUAAUGAUGAAAAACGGAAAGGAAUCUCAAGUGCUUUUUACUACAGUGUAACUUAUUUGUUUCGAUUUGAUUUUUACCACCUGUGUUUUUAGUAAUGAUUUACGAAGCACUGUAUAUUAAAGUUUUAAAAUAUUCAUGAA